Micromonas commoda is the source of this 1123-nucleotide messenger RNA. RefSeq names its product ring-h2 finger protein (gene RHG). The record is from RefSeq and is a predicted model, not a curated record. Bases 1 to 1026 code for a protein of 341 amino acids. Lineage: Eukaryota; Viridiplantae; Chlorophyta; Mamiellophyceae; Mamiellales; Mamiellaceae. The transcript has 2 exons.
AUGAGCGCGGAGCCGACGCCGAUGAGCACGCACUCGUCGCCGACGAAAAAGUGCAGGGUGGACGGCGGAUGCGUGCCCGCCACCCCGCCGUCGCUGACCAAGUCCUCCAGGGAGAACGAAUCUCCCGCGAAUGGCUCGCACUCGGGGAAAAAUUCUCCGGGGGCCGACGACGCGAAGGAGCCGCGGAUAUCGAACGGGUCCAGCGUUCCGGAAGAUGCGCGGGUGUCCGAGUCAUCCGACGGGGAUGCGCCGCUCGAUAUCGAGACCGUCGCCGAGGAAGCGCGCGGGGGUGUCGGUCACGGCGACGUCGAGGAGGACGAGAGCCUGAAGCUCGCGCGGAUGCUUCAGGAGCAAGAGCGCGCCUACUACAUGCUUCAGCACCGGCUCAACACCCCGACCGCCGGGCGUCACCCCGAAGAUGUCCGAGGCCUAGAGGAGGACACCCAGUACAGAUUUGAUCAAGGCGGCGACGACGACGAAGUCGUCGGCGACGGCGUCGCGGAGGACGACGACGCCGAGACCCCUCCCGCGGCGAUCCCGGCCGCGGGCGCCGACGAGGACGAGUCCAUUCGCCUCGCGCGCGAGCUCAUGGCCGAGGAGCAGCGCGUGUUUCAGGCGCGCAUGCUCGAGUGGGCGGGCAUGUCGGUGAAUCCAGACACCGGCGACGUCGACGAAGACGAUGCGGGCGUGGACGUGGAGGCGAUGACGUACGAGGAACUGACCGCGCUCGGGGAACAGAUCGGGACGCAGUCGAAGGGACUCGCGCCCGAGGUGAUCGACGCGCUGCCCGUGCGCCGGUACACAUGCGCCGGAACGGCACCCGGGCGCGAGGAGGAGAAGUGCAUGAUUUGCCUGUCGGAGUUUGAGGAGGGCGACGAGGCGGCGCGCGUGCCCAAGUGCGGGCACGAGUAUCACCGAGGGUGCCUGACGCCGUGGCUCGGCGACAACAAGUGCUGCCCGAUAUGCAAGACGGAGAUUGACGCGGGGGAGGUGCUGAAAGGGGCGGAGGGUGCGAGCGGCGCGUGAGGGGCGCGUCGCGACCGACGGGGAAGCAAACGUGGCACGUUCGGCUCCCCGUUUUCAUUUAUCGAUAGACUAUCAUAUCGAGCCGCGAGCUCUGCGU